AACCAAAACUGCUGGCCAAGUUUGAGUUGAGCCUUAGCAGUGUGAUAAUGGCUGCUUUUGUUCUGGUGACGCAAACGUUACAGUCAUUCAAGCAGAACCGGUUCGGUUCACAACCAUUUUUAUAACGUCUUUUUUUUCAAGUGCUUAGCGUUGCCAGCAUUGGUCCUGUUACUAUGGCGACAGACAUUUUAAAACGUUUUGAACAAUGGGGAUUGAGUGGCACAGUAAGCUUCUGUUGCAGUCCGUUUGGAUGCUGGGGAGUAAUGCAAGUAAGUGCAAACAAACUCCAAUCACAUGGACCCGGACAUUAAACAGACUAGAAGAUGUGUGCACAAGUGUAAACUUGACAGCAUUCAAGACACGCAGCAGGACUGGGACAGACCAGCUCCUGAUAAAUUGGACACCCAUCAGCCAGAAGCCAUCAGAAGUGAAAUGCAAUCAAAUGACAAAGAGCUGCUUUUUAGUCGAUGGAAGAAAGGAAAACAACUCGCUGCUAAAUCCCAGCAUGCUGCAGUGGAUACAAUAGAAAACAGGUUCUUGAAAGUGCGACAGAGUUUACUGCGAAACACCAAUGAAAAUGUCAGUCAAGAUUUUAAUGAGCAGGCAAUUGAAUCCCUGCAAACAAUUCUAGCAGGAGCAGAUCUGCUUCAAAAAGAAGAGGCUACGAUGAGUGUCCUCGGGUCAAAAUAUGAUUUCCAUAUGGAUCAUAAAGCCUUACAUCUGCCCUUUGGUUACUUUAUCGAGUCCAAUUCAACAAGAUCUGUUGAACGUUCCUCAAACCCAUCCAAAGCCGUUUUGAAGGAAAUAUCAAAGGGCAGAGAAAGAAGCAGAGCUGACAAAAGUCCAUCUUUGAAGAGUAAACAUCUUGACUUCUUUGAAAUCGUGAAGGAACAACUCCAGCAGAAGGACUUGGAGAAUCAGCAUCUUGUCCAUUUGUUGUUGGUCAAGCGACAAGAACUGAAAGAUAUGAAAGAGAUGUCCAAGCAAAAAGAGAAGGAAACCCAACUCAUCACUGAAAAGCUUAAGUGUGAGGAAAAGAAAAACACAGAAAUCACCACCAGGUUUGAGCAAAUCUCUGAAGAUUUAAAGAAGGAACUCGCUGAAGCCAAAAGUAACAACAAAACAUCUAUGAAGCAGCUUAAAGCACUGAUGGAGAAAUACGAGCGCCUCAAAACACGCGCUAACACCAUGAAGGACCAACUCAACGUGGAGCUCAGUGAGAAAAAGAGCUGUCAGAAAUCACUGAGGAAGCUCCAGCAGAUGUCUCAGGAGCUGCUGACCAAGCAGAAACUUCUGGAGGAGCAAAGAGAUGUAGCAGAUCGAAAUCUGGCAUUGUGUAAAGAGACACUGCAGGUGAUGGACGCCGAACACAAGAAGAACAUCAGCAUUCAUCAGAGACUCGAGGAGGAGAUAUCAGCCACGAGAAGUGAAUCUGCAAACCUCAGAGAACAUUUACGUAAAGCUCAGGAGAAGAACAAGGAGCUCAUGCAGGCGGCUCGUUCCAAAGAGUCUGACAAUAAGAACAAUGUGAAGGAAUUUCAGGAGAUGAUUGAAAAACUGAAUGCAGAGUUGGAAAACUGCAAAACAGAGAGAGACCAAGCACUUCAACAGGUGGAGACUGUGAAAUAUGAAUCCAAACUGAUUCACAAUAAGCAGAGAGUGGAGAUACUUCAGCUGCAGGAGCAGCAGAAAGCCUGUCUGCAGCAGUCUGACGGUUUGAGAAGAGAGUGCGAGACCUUGAUGCAGAUGGUCAGUAAACUCAAGAGAGACAAUCAAGUCUUGACAGAGAAGUUGGAGAGCGUUCAUAAAGAAAAGAUGGCAAGCACGAAGGAGGGAGCACGACUCAAAGAGGCCAUCCGACUGCUGGAGCGAGAGAGAGAGGUGCUGUUAGCGGAGAUGGAGGACUUGCGAAAGGAUUACCUCGGCCUCAGCGACAAGAUCACACAAAAAAUGGUACACAUGGAUGCAGCUGAUCCUCCCAUGACCAUCACUGACAUCAUUACAAGCCAUCAGAGAGACGCUCAGAAGUUCUCACACACCGAUGAUGGAAUGAUUCCUGAUGAUGUGAUUCGGGACAUAAGAAGAAAACUAGAAGAGGAGAACCAGCAAAAAUGAAAUGAAUUGUUUUUCUACCACCAGCUAUUGUGUGCACAUGCACACUUUCUCUGUAACACCGUAAUAUUUCUGCAUCAAGUUAUUUGAAAUGCAAAA
This is a messenger RNA of Carassius carassius (crucian carp), 2211 nucleotides long. It is a transcript of the gene cccdc110, whose product is annotated as coiled-coil domain-containing protein 110. The transcript has 3 exons. Bases 295 to 2115 code for a protein of 606 amino acids. NCBI's taxonomy places the organism in Eukaryota, Metazoa, Chordata, Actinopteri, Cypriniformes, Cyprinidae. The record is from RefSeq and is a predicted model, not a curated record.